Molecule: messenger RNA, 561 nt
Organism: Microtus oregoni (creeping vole)
Lineage: Eukaryota; Metazoa; Chordata; Mammalia; Rodentia; Cricetidae
Product: late histone H2B.L4-like
Exons: 1
Coding region: 1-561 (186 amino acids)
Biological process (GO): nucleosome assembly
Cellular component (GO): nucleosome
Molecular function (GO): protein heterodimerization activity; structural constituent of chromatin; DNA binding
Source: RefSeq, a predicted model, not a curated record
AUGGCGACUCCCUCGGUCUCUGUGGCAGGUGCCUCAGAUAUGGACACUGGGCAGGAGUCAACCUCUGUGGAGGAGCCAACGGCUGUGGACGAGCAAGCCUCUGAUACAUCUGAGGAAGCUGUCAAGGUCCGAAAGCCUAAAAAAGCUAUCUCAAAGAAGAAGAAGCAGCUGCCGGAGAAGUCAGAGAAACCAGAGAAGCACCGCCGCUCUCUCCAUCUUCUCCAGCGCCAACGCAUGAAGGAAAAAGAGCUUAGAGCAGCCCGUCUCUUCAGACGCCGCUGUAGGAACAGCUUCUCCAUCUACUUUCCCAAGGUACUAAGACUUGUCCAUGUGGGUCUCACCCUGUCCCAGAGGUCUGUAAGCAUCUUGGAUUCUUUCGUAAAGGAUAUGUUUGAGAGAAUUGUGACGGAAGCAAGCAAUCUGGCCCGUCUAAACAACAGCACGACUAUCAACUCCAGAGAGAUCCAGAGUGCAGUACGCCUUCUUCUUCCAGGAGAGAUGUGUGAUCGAGCAAUAGCUGAAGGUACCAUGGCCAUGCUCCGGUACAUCUCCACCAAGUGA